AUGUCAUGGAUCGACGUUUUUCUGCAACUUGCUCAACCCAUGCUUGCCGUUGUCAUUCUUCUGCGAUUUUCAAGAAUUGUUGAUGAAGCUGGAAUCGUUGCUACUAUCCUGAUGGUCUUCAUUGCUUUUUCGAUUGGUUUGAUAACUGCUUGGUCUGCAUGCACUGUUGUUUCGAGGAAGAGCAACGAACGCGGUUUUUUCAAAACGAUAUUGGCCUAUUCGUGUCCGCAUUUUGGUCUCUCUCUAACAGUUCUUUACCUUUUCUGCCUCAUUUUCAUAACUGCCAUGUUCGUUUCGGCAGGAUCCGAAGCAAUUCUUCACAUUUUCAAUAUAUCCAAUAUUUAUAUUAUCGAUAGAGCUCAUCACGAUUUGAGAAUUGUUGCCCUGGCGUUAUCUGUAAUCAUUCUGAUAUGCUCGCUGAUCCGUUUGAAAAUUCGGCUUCCGAUUCGGCAGGUCAUAUUCGGAUUAACACUCAUCGCAAUCUUCUUACACCUUUCGGGAGUUCUUUUCCGAUAUGGAGAAUAUCAGUUGAAACGGGUCUCACAGCUGAACAGUUUCAUUCCAUAUCCUGAGGAUCCCGAUUUCGGAACAGUUUUCGGCCAAUUAUUCCCAGCCACAAUUUGCUCAUUGACCCUUCUUCAUUUUGGCUCCAAAUUACAGAAUUCGGCCCCACGGGGAUCAUUGAUCGCUGUUGUUGUGUGUUCGGCAAUUUAUUUCGUGGCUACAUUAUUCGACUACAUCGAAUUCUUCGCAAGGAAGUCGAAUGCGACGACUGACACAAUCACCGAAAGCAACAUCUACUUUUAUUCGACCGUUCCGAUUGCACUUAUCGUCACGAUCGCUUGUGUCCUCUCAGGGAUUACGUUCCUCAAAUUUGCCGGACUCGUUCUACAAGCGCUGUGUAGAUCAAACUCAUCGUAUUUCGCUGGCUGGUUGUCUCGUGGAUUCGGCCCAAAUGCAAUUCCAAUCCGCUGCCUCAUCGUUUUGCAUUUCCUGCAACUCGCAAUCUCGUUAAUAGGCUCCUACGACAUCAUUUGUAUUCCUACGUCUGUAUUUGUCUUGGUCUUAUAUGCCUUCUUCAAUUUCUACGUUUUCCGAGUCAAACUCAAAAAAUCGGAUGUGCCUUCUCCGCCAGCGCUCGUCCUCCUUUUUGUCAGUGCAGCUUGCGUUUUCUGUGCGUUUUCUAUUAAUCGACACCUCACGCUUUUCGCAGGAAUCAUUUUCGCGAUUCCUUACUGUCUCCAAUUAUAUUUUCAAAGAGACCAUGAAGCUACAAAAGGCGAAGCUCCAUCCCGCUAUAUUCCGACGCUCGAAAAAAUGCACGAACUCCAAUUCGAGCCGGAAAAUAGUCGACACUAUCAUCCGCAAAUACUGCUUCUCACUGGAAAUCCAGCUGUUCGCCCCGCUCUCGUCGACUUUGCUCAUUCGAUCACUCGCGGACAAACUCUUCUAGUUUGCGGAUAUGUGAUUCCACAAGAUCCAUGUUCGCGUAGCUACUUGCUUCAAAUCAAGAUUGCCAAACAAAUUAAUGAAUGGAUUAAAGCUAGAGAUAUCAAAGCAUUUUCGUCAGUUAUUUGUUGCGCAGAUCAAGCUGAUGGAGCCAAUACUUUAUUGCAAACUGUCGGCCUUGGCAGACUUCGACCGAAUGUUCUGAUGCUGGGAUUCAAGACGAAUUGGGAGAAGCUGGGAACAACGAAUCUUCACAUUGUCAAACAAUACUACUCGAUAUUAUCCAAUGCGUUUGAAAAACAAGUAGGACUAAUCAUAUUCCGCAACAAGGAUUCCGGCUUCGACGUUUCGUCUUCAAUCCGAAAAGACGGCGCUCCAAUCGAUGAUGAAGGAAUUUCGGAUUAUGUCGACAGCCAGGUGAAUCAGGGAAUAACGGCCGAAAAGCCAGUAGCUAGUCAAAAGGGAAAAUUGUUGAGCAGUAUGCAGACCACGUUUAGGAAGAUGAGUAUGGCGGCAACGAGGGACCCCGAAAUGGGUUCAAUCGGCAAUAAAAGGUUCCAAGUGUUGGCUAAAGACAUAUCCGAACCGGGACAAAGAGUCAUCAUGGAUCAAAUGUCGAGAUUCAGAAAACGAAUUCCGAAUGCACGGAUUGACGUGUUCUGGUUACGCGAAGCUGGCGGAUUGACUAUGCUUGUUCCUCAUUUGCUCGCACAUGCUGGAAGCUUCCUUGAAGGAGCUCAUAUUCGAGUUUUCACAAAAAACGUCGACAACUCUUCGCAAAAGAUCAAUAAGGAACAGAAGACGAUGGCCGCAAUUUUGCGGAAGUGCAAUAUCAAUUCUUCGGAUCUUCACAUUUUGAGUGACUUCAGCAAGCCACCUUCAAAGAAAAUAGCCGACAAAUUCAAUGAGAAACUUGCGCCAUUCAAAGUGCCUCGUGGUGUCGAUAAACUGCCGGGAAUGUUCGACGACGACCAAUUAUUCAAUUUGCGAGAGAAGACGAGAAAUUAUCUCCGAUGCGCCGAACUGAUAGCUGAACAUAGUAGCGAUGCGGAUUUGGUCGUCGCAACACUUCCAUCAGCUCGUCCCGAUAUUCCAGCGGCAAUUUACUUGUCGUGGAUUGACUUCCUAUCCGAUCAGAAACCGCCGGUAUGCCUCGUUCGUGGCAACCAGGCUUCAUUAAACUCACUGAACCUCAUAUUCGCCUAA
Molecule: messenger RNA, 2655 nt
Organism: Caenorhabditis bovis
Lineage: Eukaryota; Metazoa; Nematoda; Chromadorea; Rhabditida; Rhabditidae
Source: the annotation of a GenBank genome assembly